Messenger RNA from Spinacia oleracea (spinach), 1767 nucleotides. Its product is annotated as homogentisate 1,2-dioxygenase. Gene Ontology annotation, cellular component: cytoplasm. Lineage: Eukaryota; Viridiplantae; Streptophyta; Magnoliopsida; Caryophyllales; Amaranthaceae. The transcript has 9 exons. The coding region runs from base 164 to 1564 and encodes 466 amino acids. The record is from RefSeq and is a predicted model, not a curated record. Gene Ontology annotation, biological process: L-phenylalanine catabolic process. Gene Ontology annotation, molecular function: homogentisate 1,2-dioxygenase activity.
CAUCAAUUUUGAUUCAAUUAUUCACACAAAAAAGUUGAUAAAAUCUAGUCACCGUUAAAAACCAAAACUUCCCCCACCAGACUCACCAACCAAAUUCAUCACUCAGCUGUUGACUUGUCAAGCUCAGACUGAAACCCGCCGCAUCAACAACCAGUCAACCAGCAUGGCGUUGGCGUCGGAGUUGGAGGUGAUUUUUACGGAGGAGGUUCCCGAUUUUCCGGGGAAUUUGAAGUACCUUUCUGGUUAUGGGAACCACUUCUCGUCGGAAGCUAUUGCCGGAGCUUUGCCACAAGGACAGAACAGCCCCCUUCUUUGCCCGUUUGGGUUGUAUGCCGAGCAAAUUUCCGGCACUUCUUUCACCGCUCCUCGCAAGCUUAAUCAUCGAAGUUGGUUAUAUCGUAUCAAACCAUCAGUUACCCACGAGCCCUUUAAACCUCGUGUCCCUGGAAAUGAGAAACUUAUUGCAGAUUUCAAUCAAUCCAACAGCUCUGCUAAUCCGACGCAACUUCGGUGGAAGCCUGUAGAUAUUCCGGAAGAUCCUACUGAUUUUAUUGAUGGUUUGCAAACUAUUUGUGGGGCAGGCAGUUCCUAUCUCCGCCAUGGAUACGCAGUUCACAUGUAUACUGCAAACAAAUCAAUGGACAACUGCGCCUUCUGCAAUGCUGAUGGAGACUUCUUAUUUGUUCCUCAGGAAGGAAGGCUAUGGAUCACGACAGAGUGUGGAAAAUUGCAAAUUAUUCCUGGUGAAGUUGCUGUGGUGCCUCAAGGAUUUCGUUUCUCUGUCAGCUUGCCUGAUGGUCCAUCACGGGGCUAUGUUGCUGAGAUAUUUGGGACACAUUUCCAGCUUCCAGAUCUGGGUCCUAUAGGUGCUAAUGGUCUAGCUGGUGCAAGAGAUUUUCUUGUUCCCGUUGCUUGGUUUGAGGAAACUCCUUGUCCAAAUUACAUAAUCGUUCAAAAAUAUGGUGGAGAAUUAUUUACUGCAAAACAGGAUUUCUCUCCCUUCAAUGUAGUUUCCUGGCAUGGCAACUAUGUCCCAUACAAGUAUGAUUUGAGCAAGUUCUGUCCUUACAAUACUGUAUUGGUGGAUCAUGGGGACCCAUCAGUAAACACAGUGUUAACUGCCCCGACAGAUAAGCCUGGUGUGGCGUUACUUGAUUUUGUCAUUUUCCCUCCUAGGUGGCUAGUUGCGGAACACACAUUUCGGCCUCCUUAUUAUCACCGCAAUUGUAUGAGUGAGUUUAUGGGCCUAAUUUAUGGUAAUUACGAGGCUAAGGCUGACGGGUUUCUACCUGGUGGUGCUAGUCUGCAUAGCUGCAUGACACCUCAUGGUCCUGAUACUAAGACUUAUGAGGCUACCAUUGCAGCCGGGGAGAAUGCAGGGCCACACAAAAUAACUGAUACCUUGGCUUUCAUGUUUGAAUCAUAUCUGAUUCCACGAGUUUGCACUUGGGCUCUCGAGUCACCCUACCUCGACUGUGAUUACUAUCAAUGCUGGAUUGGACUCCGGUCACACUUUCGCAAAGAGGAAUGUCCUAAACCCUCCAGUACUCGGGACUCAGGAUAGGAGGCUUGGCUAGAUUCAGUCCAUACAGAGACUAGUCCCCGUCUUCCAACUAGUUUUCUGAUUCAGAUCUUAUGGUAUCUCAGCUCUUAGUUUAUGUAGAUAAAUAAUGGAAUGUAUUUGCACUCUGCAACUGUACUACAAUUUUGUUAAACUAUACAGCAAAUGGGUUAAUAUACAUUUAAGAGUAUUAUUAUUAACCAGAA